UGUGUCCAAGAGGGUGGGAAGCAAGUGAGGCGGAUGUGGUGUACAAGCUUCCUUUCUCAGCAGUCCCAGAUUCCUGGUCUAACAGAACCCAGAGACCAAGCAUAGCUAUUUCUACGCAAGAAUGGUACUUUAUUAGGAACAAGAAAAAGCUGAAAUAAACCCAACAAAGGCCAUGUCGAGAUCAUCGUUAAUCCAUCGCGUAACACCCUUCUUCACCUCUCGGAUUAGCCAAAAUCAAAGGCUGCUGAACUCCUCUUCUGCCCUUUGCGAAACUUCUCCAUCCCCUUCCCCUUCGCUCGAUGAAGCUAUUCACUUGACUGACAAUUGCGUCCGGAGGUUGAAGGAACUGCAAGCCUGUGAAGGGUUGACUGAGGAAAAAAUGCUUCGCUUGGGUGUGGAAACUGGUGGAUGUUCUGGUUUCCAGUAUGCAUUCGACUUGGACAGUAAAAUCAACCCAGAUGACAGAGUGUUUGAGAGUGGAGGAGUCAAAUUGGUAGUUGAUAAUAUUUCAUAUGAUUUUGUGAAAGGGGCAACUGUUGACUAUGUUGAGGAGCUGAUUCGUUCUGCUUUCGUAGUGACUACAAAUCCAAGUGCAGUGGGUGGAUGCAGUUGUAAGAGUUCAUUCAUGGUAAAACAGUAGUACUAGCAAAGCUCCAUACACUUUCAACACAGAUCAGAAUUCAUCAAUAUUGAUUUUUCAUUAGUGCUUAUUAAAUCUAUUUUUAACUUUAUUUUUUCCCCCAACUAUCAUUUGAGUCUAAUUAUUUGUGCCUACUCCUUGUGUAACAAUAAUUUAAUGAGGGUUUAUUUUUAUUCUAUCAUUGAUAAACUUCUAUGGACA
Molecule: messenger RNA, 841 nt
Organism: Hevea brasiliensis (rubber tree)
Lineage: Eukaryota; Viridiplantae; Streptophyta; Magnoliopsida; Malpighiales; Euphorbiaceae
Product: iron-sulfur assembly protein IscA-like 2, mitochondrial
Exons: 4
Coding region: 173-640 (155 amino acids)
Biological process (GO): iron-sulfur cluster assembly
Cellular component (GO): mitochondrion
Molecular function (GO): 2 iron, 2 sulfur cluster binding; iron ion binding; 4 iron, 4 sulfur cluster binding
Source: RefSeq, a predicted model, not a curated record